This is a messenger RNA of Ramularia collo-cygni, 3342 nucleotides long. Its product is annotated as related to regulatory protein amdA. The transcript has 2 exons. Gene Ontology annotation, molecular function: zinc ion binding; RNA polymerase II cis-regulatory region sequence-specific DNA binding; DNA-binding transcription factor activity, RNA polymerase II-specific. Lineage: Eukaryota; Fungi; Ascomycota; Dothideomycetes; Mycosphaerellales; Mycosphaerellaceae. Gene Ontology annotation, cellular component: chromatin. The coding region runs from base 1 to 3342 and encodes 1113 amino acids. Gene Ontology annotation, biological process: regulation of transcription by RNA polymerase II; DNA-templated transcription. The record is from RefSeq and is a predicted model, not a curated record.
AUGGAUGGCAAUAACUUCAAUCCCGGCUACAACCCAUACUCGCAGGGUGCGCCCCAAAACCUUGCCCCGCAGAAUUCGAGUCAGAGCCAACAGCAGCCUCCGACUGCACCUCAGCAACAACAACAACAACAUCAGCAACAGUCGCAGCAGCAGCAGCAGUCGGCGGGUCUGGCAUCUUUUGGUAAUAUAUCUGCGCAGAGCCAGCAGUCGUCCCAGCAGCAGCAGCAGCAACAGCAGCAGCAGCAGGCAUCACCAUCGCACACGAUUCUACCGCCGCUGCAAGGCCAGCAGGGACAGAAUGGCUUCCCUCAGUUCGGCUCACUGUCGCAUGCAUACCCUGGCAACCAGCAGCAGACCAAUUCGCCGCAUGCUUCAUCCAAUGGCUCAAUGGCUCCCAAUGGCUCCGGCGGCUACCCAAACAACGGUGGCAUGCUACCACCAUCAUACAACACCCCAUAUGGCAUGUCACAGUCGAUGAUGUAUCCCUCGUCCACCGCGACCUCGAUGCCGUCGACGAGUUCCACCGUCGGUCUUCCCACUAUCCGUCCGAUGCCUCCAGGUGGAAACGGUCUCAACGGCCUACCCAGUCUAGCAAGCGCUGGUCAACUUGGCCAAGUGGGCCAGCAACCAUCUUUUAUGCAGAAUGAGGAGGCACCAACACAUGUAGUGGGAUCUCAAGGCAGACGCGGUAUCCUGCCUAGCGCUCCAGGUCGUCCGAAUCCGCCUGCGCAAGGCAGCGGCCAGGUCGCGAAGAGCAUGAUUCCUACAAAGGAUGCUGAUGGCAAGUUUCCGUGUCCUCAUUGUAACAAGACCUAUUUGCAUGCCAAGCAUCUGAAGAGGCAUUUGCUCAGACACACUGGUGAUCGACCGUACAUGUGCCACUUGUGCAAAGAUACUUUCAGCAGAAGUGACAUUCUCAAGCGUCACUUUCAAAAGUGUUCGCUACGCCGUGGCAAUCCGACCGGUGCCAACCACUUGGCUCAUCAGCGCCGAAACACCAACCCAGGCAACCGUCUUUCUAUGCCCGAGCAGAAUGGUGCAAUUGGCCUUGCAAGUAUGCCUGAAGUCGCUGGUGCGCCCAGCUACACCCCAACCGUGGUGGGUAGCAGUCCAAACGUCAAUGGCGACAUGUCAGCGCGCUCAUCACGAGCCAAUAGCUUGAUCUCGCCCAGCAACAUGAACCACCGCAGCAGCAUAGCUGGGCUGGGCAUCCUAGCCUCCAACSGGCAGAGCAAUGACCAUCAGAUGACCACUUCGGGUCCUUUUCAGCCGGGCCUAAGUGCCUAUGCCAUGCAGAACGCUGCCACGGCAAACAAUGCACAAAUGUCACACAACUACCCUUUCAGCAACCCACAGACCAACGGACAGCAACAGAUGAAUGGCCAGCAGAUGAACGGCCAAAUGUACAGCAGCAACCCCCAGAACCCACAACAGAUGAAUGGCCAAAUGUCUUUUUUAGGCCAUCAGAGCUCGCGCUUCGAAAACAGCCAAGCGAACAACCACCAGCAGACUCCAAAUGGUGAUGGUAGCGGCGUCGAUUGGACCCGCAUGUUCACUCAAGGUGGCCAGGAUGGCUUUAUCGGCAGCCAGCCUGCGAACGCGAGCUCGCAAGGAAUCACUCACAUCAAGACCGAACCAGAUUCGAAACCAGACUUUCCCCUUCACAACGACCUCAACAACGACUCUUUUUUAGGUAGUCUCUACUCGCACUCCAACGGCUUUGGAGGCGAGGAGAGCGAGAACGKCAUCCCAGGCUUCCCCAAUUGGAGCAUGGACGACCCGUUGCAAGCCAAAGUGGACAAUCUGGUGGUCCACUGUUUCCCAAACGGGACUGACGCCGUAAGGGGCAAUGCCGCGGCAGAUCUGAUGCAAUUGUGUCUGAGGGUGGAGAAUGUCAAGCACUUUGCCGAACACUACACCUCCUUCCACGGACACUGGCCCAUCUUGCAUAUGCCUACCUUUAAGCUGACGGAUGCGAACAACAACUUGGUUCUUGCAAUACUCUGCAUCGGCGCGGUGUACAGUCCCAAACUCACCGUCCAGCAGGUCAGACAGAUGAUGGAGUUUGUCAAGACCACUGUUCAAAGUACCAGCACCGUCUACAAUCGCACUCUCAGCGGACAGACUCAGGGUUUKGGUAGCCAACCGUUCGAGGUUGAGGAGCUUCAGGCGCUUUCAAUGCUGCAAACGAUCUUCAUGUGGCAUGGAGAUCCUGUUCAGAGAGAGGCGUCCCGUGCCGAGUUCCCCACACUGGUUCGCAUCGCCCGGUCGAUGGAUUUGCUCCAGAGCGCCCCACUCGGGCACUACGCCUUCAGCAUGCUCCACUCUCUGCGCAGCUCGCAUGCAAGCCAAUACCAGGCACGCGAUUGGAAUUGGCAUGGUUGGUUGGAGCAGGAAAAGCGCAACCGGAUCUUGUACCAGCUCUUCACCACGGAUGCUGCCAUGGUCAUGUACUUCAACAACUCGUCCGAGUUUGAACCACUAGAGAUUCGCUUGAUGCUGCCGGCAGAUGACGCCGCUUGGGACGCCGCCAGUCAAUACGAAUGCGCAAACGCUCUUGGCCUCAAUGGGCCACACGCACAAGCCAAGAAUAUGACUGGAACUCGUCGGAUGGUGCAGCCCACCAUGCGAGACGCGAUGCGCACCUUGCUCGACCAAUACGCUUCAUUCCAAUCCGGGACGACGAACGUGUACUCCAAGUUCCUGCUCAUCCAUGCAGUCAUUGUUCGCAUCAUUGCCUGUCAAAAGGCCUUGGUGCAUCCCAACGGAUCGAUGCAAAACUUCAACUUGGGACUUCACGGUAGCACUCCUGCGACGCCUCUCUCCCAACACGACUGGCUCGAGCAACGCAGCACAUCCCACAGCGGUAGCGGAACACCGACUGAUGCAUACAAUUGUGACACGUACAAUGCGUCUGCUCAUCAGGAAAAGCAACGUCUCAGUCAAGCUCUCGAAAAGUGGAAGCGUAGUUGGGAUCAUGACAUGGAAUUGCAAUAUCCUCCCUCGCACUGUCACCAACGACGCUUCGGCUUCAGCAGAGACGGAGUUCACUUCUUCUAUCUUGGUCGCAGCUUUUUCCAAUCCAAGCAGGCAUCCGACUGGACCGUGACUCCCGAUUCGCGCUUCAAGCGUGUCAUGGCUUUGCUCAAACGCAUCAAGAGUGUUGUGGUAGGCGAUACUGAGAGCAAGGGCCAGGACAUCGGCUCCGUCGGUGACAUCGACGACUCGUAUGGUGUGGAGACCGACGCCGAUAAUCUCAAUCUCGACAUGAAGCUGCUUUUCAAGCCGUACAACAGUCACUUUGAUAGUCCCGUGGUUGGCGUCCAGACCCAUCCGGUCUAG